AUGCCCGCAGCAACUGCCUCCGGCGCUGAUGCGAAUCCCAAUGGCUCUGCGCGAUCGCGCGAACACAAGCAGGGAAACCAAGACAAAGAAGUGAAGGAAGAGCAUAGGCGCGAGAUCUUGCGGAUACGGAAAUGCAACCCACUGGCCUUUUACGACAUCUUAAACCUCGAGGCUGUUAAGACGACGUGUACGGACACCGAUAUCAAGAAGGCGUACAGAAAGAUCAGUUUGCUGACACAUCCGGAUAAGAAUGGCCAUGAACAUGCGGACGAGUGCUUUAAGAUGGUUAGUAGGGCUUUUGGGAUCUUAGGGGACAAGGAGAAGAGGGCGAAGUUUGAUAGGCAUGGUGGGGAUCCGGAUAGUAGAUUUGGAGGGGGUGCGCCCCAGCAAAGUCCAUUUUCUGGUUUCUCGAGAGGUACGCCUAGGGGCGGUGGUGGCGGUGGAGGGUCCAUGUGGGAAGAGGAGAUAAGUCCCGAGGAGAUGUUCAGUAGAUUCUUUGGUGGUGGUGGACUUGGAGGAGGAUUCGGUCCAUUUGGUGGUGGAGGAUUCGACAAUGGGCCAGGCUUCGUAUUCAAUAUGGGAGGAGGACCUGGAAUCAGGGUUCAUCAGUUUGGAGGAGCAAGACCGAGAAGAAGACCGAGAGAUCCCAAUGCGCCAGAACCACCACCAGCUUCGCUCCAACAGACGCUUAUGGGUCUUCUGCCGUUACUGUUCAUCCUGGUACUACCACUACUCUCAUCACUUUUCUCUGGAACAACAGCUCCAGGCCCAUCGAUGCGAUUCGACAGCGCUGUUCCACCACAUACCAUGCAUCGUCAUACACGGAAAUGGAAAGUUGACUAUUUCUUAAAUCCCACAGAAGUAGAAGGUUACACACCAUCUCAAUUCUCCAAACUCGACCAGUCAGCAGAAAUCCACUUCGUACAAGAACUGAACUUGCAAUGCCAGCGAGAAGAAGCCGCUCGACAGGACAUGGUAAACCAAGCGCAAGGCUGGUUCUACCAGGAUGGCGAGAUGAUGGCUAGGGCGCGGAAGAUGGAGAUGAAGAGCUGUAGGCGGCUGGAUAGUAUGGGAGUGUCGAGGAGUUAUUAA
Molecule: messenger RNA, 1092 nt
Organism: Cadophora gregata
Lineage: Eukaryota; Fungi; Ascomycota; Leotiomycetes; Helotiales; Ploettnerulaceae
Exons: 2
Coding region: 1-1092 (363 amino acids)
Biological process (GO): cellular response to misfolded protein
Cellular component (GO): endoplasmic reticulum membrane
Molecular function (GO): Hsp70 protein binding
Source: RefSeq, a predicted model, not a curated record